UUCUUGUGCGACGCCAUGGCCUUCUUGCGACCUUCUUCAACCUCUCUUCGUUUCCUCUCCCACUUCCCAAACCCCCAAUUAGGGUUAGGGUUAGGGUUAGGGUUUCAAGCUGCUGCUCCUCCUGCCCCGAAGCCUACUCCACCACCACUCCUCCCCUCCGCUACCGCCGACGCCCUCGCUCGCCUCCUCAUCCAGCACCACAACCCUUUCCACGCCAUGGAAUCCUCGCUCCAGCUUUCAGGCGUUGGCCUCACUCACGAUCUCGUCCUCCAAACCCUCCUACGCCUCAAGAACGCAUCCAAGGUCGCCCUUGGCUUCUUCCUCUGUGCCCGCGACCACGCCCAUCAUCUCCACGACGCCGACGCCUACGAUCUCAUGGUUGAUAUACUUGGCCGCGUGCGUCAGUUCGAUGUCGUUUGGCAGUUGAUUGUGGAGAUGGAUCAACGCGGGGUUGUGCCGUCGCCGAGGACGUUUGCGGUGCUCGUGCGGAGGUAUGUUGCUGCGGGGUUCACUCGGCAGGCCAUUCGAGCAUUUGAUGAUAUGCCGGCGUUUAUUGGGAGGGAGCCUGAUGGUUCGGAGUUCAAUAUGCUGCUUGAUACUCUCUGCAAGUAUGGAUACCCCAAGGUUGCAACAGAGAUAUUUAAUAAAAGGAAAUCCUCAUUCGAACCGGAUGAGAAGGCGUAUACAAUUAUGAUCUAUGGUUGGUGUAAGGUGAAACAACCUGAAAUGGCCCGAAAAUUUCUAAAUGAGAUGGCAGAUUGUGGAUUAGAACCCAAUGUGGUCACAUACAAUGUUCUCUUAAAUGGAAUUUGCAGGAGGGGUAACUUGCAACCUGAAACUCGGUUUGAUAGAGUAAUCCAAGCUGCUGAGGAUCUCUUGGAAGAGAUGCGUAGUAGAGGGAUAGAGCCAGAUGUUACUAGCUAUUCAAUCAUUCUUCAUGUAUAUACCCGUGCUCAUAAACCAGAGUUAUCUAUUUGCAAGUUCCGAUCAAUGAAAGAUAAAGGCAUUUGUCCAACAGUGGCAACAUACACUUCAGUAAUCAAGUGUCUGGCUUCUUGCGGGAGAUUGGAGGAAGCUGAAGAACUUCUUAGUGAGAUGACAAGGAAUGGAGUAUCCCCAUCUCCAGCUGCAUAUAACUGCUUUUUCAAAGAAUACCGAGGGAGGAAUGAUGCGGAUGGUGCUCUUAAACUGUACAAGAAGAUAAAGGAAAUGGGAUCAGGGAGCAAACUCGAUUUUCUUACAUACAAUAUAUUGAUAAAAAUGUUCUUGAAACUCGACAAAAUGGGGAUUGUUAGAGAAUUAUGGAAAGACAUGGGUGAGAGCGGUUUCAGUCCAGAUUUGGAUUCAUACACUCAAUUGAUACACGGGUUGUGCAACAAGCAGAAGUGGAGGGAGGCUUGCCAAUUCUUCAUGGAAAUGAUAGAGAAGGGUCUUCUUCCCCAAAAGAUCACAUUUGAGACAUUAUAUCGGGGAUUGAUACAGGCUGAUAUGUUGAGAACUUGGAGGAGAUUGAAGAAGAGGGUGGAAGAAGAGUCGCACACAUUUGCUAUGGAGUUCAAAAGCUACCAAUUUCAACCUUAUAAGCGGUGAAGCUUUCUAGCAAGUGAAAUAAUAUAUUCUAGCCAUUUGGUGGAUAUGUAUCGGAGGGCUGUGUUUAUCAAUCACAUGAGCAAGAGCAAUAGAUGGAUAUUAACUCUUCAGAACAAUCAAACUGCAUCCUAAUUUCUGAUGGAUGAGUUCUUUAAUCAAAGAGCAAAAGAUGAUGACCACUCUUCACAUUUUUUUUUAUUCACUGACAACGCAGAUUGUGUAUCAGGUUUGAUCAUGGUCAGUGCUUCCGGGAAAAUAUUAUUUUUCUUCAUGGUUUCACCUCACAGGAGAGCAGUGGCUGUUUAGGAAAAUUUUCUGCUUUUUCUUGGGCAUUUUUCGAGUGAUAUCUUUAACCUGGUAUGGACUUUGUUUCGAGUUCUGAUUUUGGAAGCAUGCGGAGAAUUCAUUUUGCUUCUUGAACUUGAAGAAGUGCAGAAUCAUGCUACACUGAACUGGGACUUCUUAUUACUAACUUCAAAAACUCUGUGAUAUGACCAGAAUCUUAUGAUAUGGAGAUGAUCAAGUAACAUGGAGAUAUAUUGAAGUGAUACGAAGCAUUAAACCACUUGAGCCACUCAUUAAACACAACACCAGAACUCAUAAAUAGAAAACCGGAAGUCAUAAAUAGUGGUGGCAAAACUCUGGUAGACUACCUGCAACCCCAACUCAAUGUUAUUUUUCAGUGAGCUUCAUCAUCCACAAUGGCUCUUGGAAGCCACUGACUAGAUGGGAUUUUACUUUUGAACUUACUCAUUCUAAAGCUAUUGCUUUGGUUUAGCUAGUUGUUAUCCCCUUCAUACUCCUCCACAGCUAGUUGUUAGCACCUUUAUUCCCCACCCCCCAAAACAACAACACAAGGAAAAAGAAAGAAAGAAAGAAAGAAAGAAAGAAAGAAAGGAACAUGAUCAAGAAGAUGAUCAAGGAUUUUCUGGAGAAAAUAAAAAAGAUGAUCAAGGACCAAAACAACCAUCUGCAUGAAACUGAGCAAGUAGUCAUAGUAGUAGUAGAAGAAGAAGGGAGAGAUAAUGUAGAAGAAGAUAGAGAUUGGUCUCACAUAGCAGGCCCAUUCUUAUUGGGAGUGAUGGAUUACCUGACACCAUCGGAUGCCCUUAGAAUUCCCUAUGUUUGCAAUCUGGGUGUCUGUGACGGUGCUCAACCACAAGGAAGCCGAUGAGCUCAAAUGUAUAGCCAGAGAUAUGUCAGCUGGGGGAACUCAGUGCCCGGAGCCAUAUGCAAACCGAGAAAAUUCAAACAUUCAGGAGGUAGCCACCGGCAUCCAGCGGCGGGGUAGAGGUGAGACCGUGGAGCCACACCACUACAUCCUACAAGGAAACUGCGAAGUAUUAGGUCCUGCAAUCAUUGGGGAGAUAUUCAAAUUGACUGGAAAACCAAAGUUAAUCAUGCAAGCAAGUUACAGGGAACACAAAAUAGUCAGAGCAAAUGGGAAGUACAUAGGUUUGAGCAUUGUAUUAUGUUUUGGGAGUCUACAGUUGCAAUGGUGGUAAUGCAUGGGAGUACAAGAGGGAGAAUGUGUGUAUUUGAUAUGGAAGAUAAGAGUUGGUUGACAUAUCCUCAUUUGCGUAAUUCAGGACCAUCGUUUGUUGUGGAGUGUGAAGAUGAGAUUGUGAAGGUAUCAUCAUCAUUGCCUUCAUCUUUGCAUGGAAGUCAAGAGAGGUUUAUGUUUUAUAAGCUUGGACUGGGUGAGAAUGGAGUUGUUGGUUGGGUGGAGAUGGAGAAGGUGGAGUGGUGGUUUCUUGAUGGUAAUGGGAAGUCAUUGUGUGUGAGGAGAGGAGUUGGGAGGGAGGUGUUUCAGUUAUUUGAACAUUAUGGCAUGGUGAGUAAUGAUGUUUUUGGAAUGAUAAAUAUAUAUAAAUAUAUUAUUGAUAUUUGAUGUUUUUGUUU
This is a messenger RNA of Dioscorea cayenensis subsp. rotundata (Guinea yam), 3492 nucleotides long. RefSeq names its product pentatricopeptide repeat-containing protein At2g13420, mitochondrial-like. Lineage: Eukaryota; Viridiplantae; Streptophyta; Magnoliopsida; Dioscoreales; Dioscoreaceae. Gene Ontology annotation, molecular function: protein binding. The record is from RefSeq and is a predicted model, not a curated record. Bases 16 to 1590 code for a protein of 524 amino acids. The transcript is spliced from 4 exons.